Molecule: messenger RNA, 1532 nt
Organism: Glycine soja
Lineage: Eukaryota; Viridiplantae; Streptophyta; Magnoliopsida; Fabales; Fabaceae
Product: membrane-associated protein VIPP1, chloroplastic-like
Exons: 11
Coding region: 166-1137 (323 amino acids)
Biological process (GO): thylakoid membrane organization
Cellular component (GO): chloroplast
Source: RefSeq, a predicted model, not a curated record
GGUUAAACGCGGGUGUACCUGUACUGUGGCACAAAACCAUCACUGUUCGAGAAAAAGGAGGAUCGAACUCGAACCCGAUUGUGGUCGGUGCAGAACAGAGAGGAGAGGACAAUACACACAAUCACAGGGUUGAGUUGAGUUGAGCCGUGAGAAAAGAAAAAAUAAAUGGCCAUUGCUAUGAAGGCCACGCCUAUCACGGCUUCGGGCUUCGUUUCAACAAGAAAUUCCACACUUCCACCCUUUAAAUCAUCAUUUCUCAGAUACCGCUCAGGAGCAUUGGAAGUUCCUGGCAUGCGGGUAACCUACUCAGAUAGAUUGAAAUGUAAUUGUCAUGGUGGCGGUGCCCUUGGCACUCAAAUGAAUCUUUUUAGCAGAUUUGCUAGAGUUAUCAAGUCAUAUGCUAAUGCCAUUAUAAGCUCCUUUGAAGACCCUGAGAAGAUAUUAGAACAAGCUGUGCUGGAUAUGAACAAUGAUUUGAUCAAGGUUCGCCAAGCUACAGCACAGGUUCUAGCAUCUCAAAAGCAGUUAGAAAGCAAGUACAAAUCCAUAGAAAAAGCUUCUGAUGAUUGGUAUCGAAGGGCGCAACUUGCUCUUCAGAAGGGAGACGAGGAACUUGCCCGUGAGGCACUUAAGAGAAGAAAGUCUUAUGCGGAUAAUGCAACUGCUUUGAAGAUGCAGCUUGAUCAGCAAAAGAAUGUUGCUGAUGAUCUUGUGUCCAAAACACAGCUUUUGGAGAGCAAGAUACAGGAGGCAAAGUCAAAGAAAGAUACCCUCAAAGCAAGAGCUCAGUCUGCAAAGACUUCAACCAUAGUUAGUGAGAUGGUGGGCAAUAUCAACACAAGCAGUGCCCUUGCAGCUUUUGAUAAGAUGGAGGAAAAGGUAUUAACCAUGGAGGCUCAGGCAGAUGCUUUGAAUCAGUUGAGUACUGACAAUCUUGAGGGAAAGUUUGCACUACUGGAGAACUCUUCUGUCGAUGAUGAUCUUGCAGAGUUAAAGAAAGAAUUAUCUGGAAGCUCUAAGCAGCGGGGAGAACUUCCACCUGGAAGAAGUGUUCCAACCAGUAAAGAAAUUCCCUUCCUUGACUUGGAGCUUGAGAAGGAGCUUAAUGAGCUCAGAAGAAGAGCAAAGGGGUACUAGCUUAAGUGCAUGUUUAGGGUAACUUUUUUUGGAGAUACUAUUGCUGUAUUUUACCAGCUUUCUUAGACAAUUAAAAAAAACAAGAAAUAAUAGUUACCAGACGCGGGCUUAGUCUCUAUUGAUCACCCGCCAUAUAGAUAAAGUUUUGCUUUGGCCACUACUAAACAUAAUAGUUACCAGCCAUAUAACAAGAAAUAAUAGUUCCUGUGCCUCGUAAAAAUCAAGCGGCACCCCUUUUACAAUCCCAAAAAUCUAUUUCCGGGCUUUCCAGUGAUUUUCUUCUUCAAACUAUGUAUCACCAAAGCUCUUGCAAAAUAUUACUAGGGAAAAAAUGUUGUGCGGCUGUAAUGAUUGUCUUCACUGGUUUUUGAAUCAAAAUGGCGUUAGAUGUUCAA